AGAGAAAGAAGCGGAGAGUCAUUGGUUUCACAGAGAAAGGCCGGAGUUCUAGUUACGCGGAGAAAAGGUGAUUUUUACUGGACUCAAUCUUCGCACACGCAACGGAACACGACCCCACUCUUUAAACAUGAGUUACGGCAGACCUCCGCCGGACAUCAACGGCAUGACCUCCCUGAAAGUGGACAACUUGACGUACAGAACUUCCCCAGAAACGCUGCGGCGCGUCUUCGAGAAGUACGGCCGGGUCGGGGACGUCUACAUCCCCCGGGACCGCUACACCAAGGAGAGCCGCGGCUUCGCCUUCGUGCGCUUCCACGACAAGCGGGACGCGGAGGACGCCAUGGACGCCAUGGACGGCGCGCUGCUGGACGGACGGGAGCUGCGGGUGCAGAUGGCGCAGUACGGCCGGCCGCCAGACUCCCACGAGGGGGGCGGCAGCAAGGGGCCGGGCCGCCGGUACGGGGGCCGCAGCCGGAGCUACUCUUACAGCCCGAAACGCAGAAGACAUAGCAGAUCCCGCAGCCGGAGCCGCUCUCGUUCUCGAAGCCGGUCCAGGUCCCGAUCCAGGUCACGGUCCAGGUCCUAUUCCAGGUCAAAAUCCCGCUCUCCCAGAAGCAAGAAUACCAAGGCCCGUUCUCCCUCGAGAUCCAGAUCCAGGUCUCGUUCCAAGUCCAGGUCAAGAAGCAAAAGUCCUACCAGGCGCAGAUCCGACAGUCAGUCCAAAUCAGCAGAAGCGGAAAAUGGGAAGGCGACCCCGUAGAAGUCAGAAUAUCAACACAUGACGGUGUUGGCUGAAGACGUCAGAAGUCGGGUGUCGGGUUCGCAGCAGGGUCCAACUGUAAGAAGUGGUUGCGUCUUUUCAUGCUUCACUCUGUUCAUUUAAUUUAGCGCCAGAAAGACGGGUUGAUUUCACGCCUGUGCAGUGGUUUAAUUGCUUUUUUUUAAAAUGAUUUUUAGUCAAUUUCUUUAGAUGCUUUUUUGGCUUCACUAGGUAAAAUAAGUACUUUCUCUAUACGAGGGACACAUUUGUGGAGAUACUGCAGAUGUAAAGAUGAAUUUAUUCUGUUAACUGUUUUUUUUUUUUUUUCCUGUAACAAAAAACAUGAAAUACGUUUUAUUUGCAUAUUUCUUUGCUCACAUUUUUAAUGAAUCCCUCAGAGAACCAGUAAAAACAAAAAAACCUUGUUUAACUUAAUAAAUGGCUUCAGGACGCAGUGUCUGUGAGGCAGGAAAGCAGCCAAUUAAAAAUUCUGUGUUCAAUGUUUAUAGAGCAGAAUUUCUCUGGAUGUCAGCAGACCUCUGUUCUUUUCUUUUUAAUCAUGAUCAUUCUUGUUUGUUUUGUUGUUGUUAUUUUUCUGUGCACUAGAUGCAGUUGUGUAGCAGUUGAAUUUUGCUGGUUAAGUGUUAAGGUGGCGUGUUGCUCUGCAGAGCGUUUGGAUGUUUCCAGUAUUCUCCAAAUGCUGCUGUGACUACACCGGUGCGGCUGCUACGACCUCUUCCUUUGUACACGUAAAAAACAAAUGUUUCCCCUUAAAGUUCUGACUGGAAGUGUGACUUUGAUUAAAGAUUUUUGUUUUUGUUU
Molecule: messenger RNA, 1582 nt
Organism: Cololabis saira (Pacific saury)
Lineage: Eukaryota; Metazoa; Chordata; Actinopteri; Beloniformes; Belonidae
Product: serine/arginine-rich splicing factor 2-like
Exons: 3
Coding region: 128-760 (210 amino acids)
Molecular function (GO): RNA binding
Source: RefSeq, a predicted model, not a curated record